AUGGACUAUUUCCACUCUGCGUUCGGAUCUGUCUCCGCUCUCAUCAUGCCCAGUCGCCAUCCUUCAGGGAGCUCCUCUGCUGCUCGAACAGUCGAGCGAAAAGACAGCUCUGGCCAUAGUAGCCUGGCCAAAACGAAGGGAGCCGAAGUUGCGCGCCCAGCGGAGAGGUCGGGAGGUGCCCUUGGGAUGCAGACCGGUGACGGCUCUCGCCACGAUGGCAGUCUUGGGCGGGGUAGCUAUCGCGAUGCCGAGCAGCCCAGCCCCGCCAGAAUGGAGCAUUCGAGGAGAGAAGAGCUCCAUCAUCUACAGAACGAAGUAAUGCAGAAGCAAAGACGUAUCGAUGAGCUCGAACGCGAAAACCGGCAUCUUCGGGACACUGUUUCUGAUGUCGGCGUCCGGAAUACUAUGGUCGACCUUAUCUCGAUGGCAGAUGUGCGCAGGAAGAUGGAGGACUUAGAGGCGGAGAUAUAUCAGCUGGCGGCAGGACUCGCAGAUUCUCGCGUUCACCCGAGAAAGGCUGAUUUCGCGGCUGGGAGGCGGGACACCGACUGGCUGAAGUAUAUUCGGGGCGUGCUUGGGGCAGAAAUGGCCAAUGCUGUGGCUGACCCUCAUCAAGCGCCGUCCGAUCUCGUCGUCCAAAUGGCACUCCAAGCUGUCAUCGCAAGGUGGUGCUUCAACAGAGUCAACUCGUGGAGCUUCUUCAGCAGUUCGGUGGAGCAUAAUAAGCUCUUAACCGACUUGUAUGGGUUGGCGAUUCAGGAUGUCGAGGAUAUACGUCACAUUGCAAGAUGGAAAACAAUUACGCACCAGGCCCUGGAAGCCUACGAUAAGGCACAGCCCGAGAGACAGCUUGGAUUGCGCGACUUUAUCGCGAAUGUGUUGGCUCUGGUCGAUCCCCGUUUCACGGUCACCGUGAUCGACACACUCGCAAGUGCCAGAGUGGCCGCUGUCUGCACUCUGGCGUAUAAUUUGCAUCUAAUGAUUACCGCUCAGAUAUUUUCGGAAGCACUCGCGAUUACUUACCAGCAACCCGGAAGCGCAUUUGACCCGGACACAAUGGAGAAUAUGUGGGGCGGUAGGACGGCGACAAGGGACGUGGUCGUUUGUACGACCAACAUAGGGCUGACGAAGAGGGACUGGAAAGGAGAGACGCCGCUAACGGUUGUGGUGAAGCCGAAGCUCGAGGAACACCUCAUCCCUCCCCUCGCAGUCGCUCCUCGAAAGGCAGUCCCUGUGAAGGACGCAUUGCUUGACGAGAAAAGAGGAAACGGCGCGGAAGAGCAGUCAGCAGUGACGGCGAUCGAGAACGACAGGAGUGCUUACGCGAUCCCGCCCUCUUCCUUUCCGACCACGACCACGACCUCAUAUCCCGCCUCAUUCCGAUGGCCGACUACGCUUACGCGUUCAAGGCACCCGCUCCCCCCUCACUCCUCUUCCUUCUACCAACAACCACCGAGCCAAACGACCCCUCGCUCGUUCGUCAGCCCCGCCCAGCCCCAAUAUGGUCACACAUCCGCGACCUCCCAGCCGUUCGCUCCUCCCGCUUCUCAGCCACAACAGCCCCAGCAACAACCCGCGUCGCUGCUAUGGACAUCGCUGGAGCCGUGGAUGGACCACGAAUACGCUCGCCAAGUUUGCUCCCUCCUUGGCUGGGAUGCGCGGGUGCAAGUGCCGCCUGCUGACGGGGGAAGUGGGACGACAGCAAACAACGCGGGGUAUGCUGUCUUGACGUUUUCGAGUGUGGAGGCUGCUCAGGCAGCAUUGGCAAAGAUUAAUGCUACGUCUGGCGCUGGCUCGAUAAUGACGAUGCCUAAUUCGUCGCGGACCUUCGAAAUGCGCUGGGCACCGAGUGGCUUGACUACUCUCCCAUCCAGCUCAUCUACGGCCUCCUCGCUAUCCUCGCCGCCAUCCAUCAACCAAUUCUCUUCUACUACCGCUUCCCUCCCUCCAAUAUCAUCGACAUCGUACCCCAAUAUCGUCUCGCCAACCUCGCCGCUAUCUCCUGUCAGCGGCGAGGGUCCAAAUCAGUACGGAUACAAUGGCUAUUCCUCUCAAGUGUCUGCGGGAGCUGCUUACUCGACGGCUGCGGCGGCGUAUCCCAAAGAAUACAGCAUUUUCGUUGGCGACCUCGCUCCGGAGACAAGUAAUAGCGACCUCGUUGCCGUCUUUCGCAAUCCGGUCCUUGGGCUGCGAAACGAUCGUGCGCCAAAGUUCAUUCGUCCGUUUACAAGCUGCAAGAGCGCGAAGAUCAUGCUGGACCCUGUCACUGGUGUCAGUCGGGGCUACGGCUUUGUCAGAUUUAUCGAUGAGGCAGACCAGCAACGCGCGCUUAUCGAGAUGCACGGGCUUUAUUGCCUGUCACGGCCCAUGCGUAUCUCACCCGCAACGGCGAAAUUCAAGCCAGCGGGAAUGCCGGAAUCGUCCAGUCUUGCAAGUAUUGCAAGCGUCUCUGCAACCAACGCGGAGACGGUUGGUGUCUCAGCCAGUGUCUCUGCCCCGAUCGCAGGCUACCAAAUUCCACCCGCACCUUCCGCCCUCCCCACUCCGCCUCCUUCAAGUCAUGACGCGGUCUCUGCGGAAUGGAAACACCACGCUCACGCCCGCGCUAUCCUUGGCAACAUGAUUGGUCCGAACGGGGAGCAAUUGACGAGCACAGACCCUUACAAUACGACGGUGUUUGUGGGAGGGUUAAGCCCGCUGGUGGGAGAGGACACGUUGCGGACAUUUUUCGUGCCGUUUGGGGAGAUUCACUACGUCAAGGUCCCAGUGGGGAAACACUGCGGCUUCGUCCAGUUCGUUCGCAAAGCUGAUGCGGAACAAGCUAUCGAGAAGAUGCAAGGUUUCCCUGUUGGAGGAAGUCGCAUUCGUUUGAGCUGGGGCCGGAGUCAAUACAAGGCAGCCCAAGCUGCCGCUCAAGCUGCCCAAGCUGCUGCAAUGCAAGCUUCGACAGCUCCCCCUCAGCCUCCCGUUUCCCAAGCAGAGCCACCUGCACCAUCUCCAGCUGGAUUUACGCCUCAAAUGUUGGCGGAAAUGACGCCUGAGCAGAUCGUAAUGCUACUUCAGAAGUUUGGGCCUCAGGCGUUAUUUGGCAAUACUUCCGCAACCUCGGCAACCUCCGCACCCCCACCUGCCGCUCCCGCAUCGCAGUCACAACCGCAAAUUUCGCUCAAUCCUUAUGUGUCAACUACCAUGACCAAUCCUUACCCAUCUCCCUCCACGACCACGACCUCAGACCCGUUCCGCACAUACACCGCUUCCCCAAACCACAGCGUAAACGUAACAACGAACACGAGUCAGACUCCGUAUACUGAGGACUCGAUGAAGAUACGACGAGAAGAUGGCCCGUUUUCGUAUAGCCAACGAACUGCGUAUGAAGUUACUCCACCGCCUGCAUCAUCCUCGUUCUCGCCUUUCUCCCCCGACCCCAGCCAAUCCACGCAACAACACCAAUCCUCUAACGGGUUGUAUGCGCCCCUGCCGGAUAUGUUGGCAACGCGGAGAGACUCGUAUUCUUCCGGACUCAAGUCGUAUAGCGGGUAUUAUCCCUCGGUCGGCGGUGGAGGAAGCAGUCCGACCAGAGGUGGUCUUGGAUCGGGGUCCCCUCCUACCUUCCAGGUCAAUCGAUACCAAGACCAAAUGGUUGCUUCUCGCCAGCCCAUCUCCCGACCUGCUUCUGGUUCCGCUGCUGUCCGCAACAACGUUGACGACAUGUACAUGCACGAGCUGAACGGCACACUCGCCAAUCUCGAUCUGGGUCGUGGCUGGCAACUCAAAAGCCCAAUCAACGACACUCGCAGCAACGCAAGUGCGGACAGCGCCAGCAGUGGUGCUAGUGUGCAAUUUCGGAUGACGCCUUCCCCGCCUUGA
Molecule: messenger RNA, 3867 nt
Organism: Mycena indigotica
Lineage: Eukaryota; Fungi; Basidiomycota; Agaricomycetes; Agaricales; Mycenaceae
Exons: 7
Coding region: 1-3867 (1288 amino acids)
Biological process (GO): mRNA splice site recognition
Cellular component (GO): cytosol
Molecular function (GO): mRNA binding
Source: RefSeq, a predicted model, not a curated record